Molecule: messenger RNA, 2340 nt
Organism: Anisakis simplex (herring worm)
Lineage: Eukaryota; Metazoa; Nematoda; Chromadorea; Rhabditida; Anisakidae
Source: the annotation of a GenBank genome assembly
UCGGGCGUGCCGUCGAACGCACGAUUUCGAGCGAGAGCCUUAAGAGACUAUAAUGUUGCUAAUGAAAUAUGAUUCGUCAAAGGAACUAGCCCUGAUUCGAUGAAUAAACACGACACAAUGCCAGGAGCUCAGUAUUAUGACGGCAAAAAGCUCAACAUCCCGAUCAGCUAUAAAAUGGGCGUUGAUCUGAUUGAACGAUGGGUGAUGCAAAGCAUCAGCAGCAUAAUGUCUUCGAUAGCUAGCGAACGGUUGAUACUGUUUCAAUUAUCACUCCUAUACCAUUUACAGCUAUCAGUUGAACUGCUUCACGUAUCCAUUCAAUUCAAAAAAGAUUCCAAAUUCAGAAGUACCCACCUGAACGAAUUCCACCGCAAUAAGCUGUUCAAAUGCAGCAAUCGAGCAGCGAAUCUCAACGAACACGCCAAAUGCGUCGUAAAUGCAAUGGAUGCACGCACCAAACAGACCAAUACAUCAAAUCUGAUCGCAAGGCGAUUCCAUAAAUUAAAAGAACUGACCAAAUCGCAUGGGAUGAAGAAUAUUUUCGUGAGUUUAUUGAAACCACGUGAGGAACAUGAAGACAGUCAGACCGUAAGAAAGUCAAAAGUAACGAAACGUGAAAUUAAAAGGAAGAUAAACUAUAGUCUACUAACAGAAAACGAUCGAUUAACACCAUUCGGUAUCAUCGGCAAAUAUUUCAGUCGUACGGUAUCACGACUCAAAAAUAAGAAUGUCCAUCAAUCAUGGACAAAUGUGAUGUCAGAUAUUGAAAACAUGCAGAGGAAAUUUCAAAAAAUACAUUCUUUCAAAGAGCUAUUGGAAAGCAGGUUCGGUAGACUUGGAAAGUUGGCAAAGGAUGUUUAUAUGGAACGAUUGAAAUCCAAGGAGGAGAAAAAAUCGACUGAUGGAACAUUUCAAAACAAUGUUGAUGUGGCGAAUGAACUCAUUAACGCAGAGAAUACGGAAGCAAAACGUUUAUUUCAUAGAGCAAUGCAGUUAGCGAUGAUUAUAUCCGGAAGGAACGGCACCGAAAUUCAGAACAAGACCUUCAAAAUUGCUUCACCACGCUUGUUUUCAGUCGUUCCGGAUGAUGCUAACAAUACGUUAUCUAUAUUCUCACCAUCGUUAUUCAGCUUACAUGAGCACGGAAAAGCUUCUGAAGCAUUAUUCAGUUUACCGAAUAUCACCAGAACACUAAAAAACAACGACUAUGAAGAGUGGAUGAAUGUUGCACUGGAAAUGUCUGGAGUGUCGGAUGUUAUCAAGCUUAUUGAGGAGAAGGGAACGGAUCGAAUCUUUCUCAACUUGGAGAAAAUGCCUCGUGGCAUCGAUAAUCAACCACUGUAUUUUACAAAAGAGAAUUUAACUGAUAUCAGUGGAGAACAAGCAAAGAAGAAAGUAGAGCUAUUCGAAUCGAUAUCGCAACAACUCACAAGAAAACAGGUUCAUUUUUUGUCAACUCAGAAAUUCUGUGAACGCUCAUACGUUUUUUUGAGACACAACUAUGAGAUAAUGGAUCGUAUAGUACAGUGCUUCCAUAGGGGUGAAAUUACCCAUUUUGGCUGUGAACUGUAUUUGUUAUUUCAGUUGAAUGAUUUCAAACGCAAAGGUUACUCCGUGUUGAACAACGAACAACUGCAGUUCGUCUACGGUCAAAACUCACCAUUUAACGAUACGAACUCGCUAAAUCGUUUCUCGAAACUCUCUGAAGCGGAUAUCUAUCGUCAGUUGGAUUCGGAUAUACGUUAUUAUGCCAAUAAAUCACCACACAUCAAGCGCCACAAACGUCAGCUAGAACAAUUACCAGCUUUUGUUCUUUCGCCGAUAGUCUUCUCGGUGGCCAUCAAUCAGAUAUUCUCAUCGACGAUCCUCUCGCCUGUCCUCCUAUCAGUCGCCGUUUUCAGCCCCUCAAUUCUUGGUCCCAUCAUUCUAAGCCCGUGGCUCUUUAACCCAUCCAUACUUUCGCCGCAUAUAAUCGCUCCAACGAUCCUCUCCCCCUUUGCACUAUCACCAUACGUGCUCUCACCCAUCGUGAUGCGACCCGUCAUUCUCGCACCACAAGUUUUGAAUCCUUACAUCCUCGCGCCCAACGUCCUAUCCCCAUAUAUACUCUCACCAACCGUUCUAUCGCCUCUCAUUAUAUGUCCUUACGCGCUAAGCCCAAACAUCUACCAACCGACCGCAUUACGCGCUUUGGUACUCAGUCCAUUCGUCUUAUCACCAUCAGUAUACUCGCCAUCAUACCUUGUACUCACACUGCUCUCACCAAAUGCCUUUUCACCUCGCAUUAAUUCAAACGGUUCUGGGAAUGCAGUUAUUCUUUCACCAUCUGCUUUCAGCUGA